Messenger RNA from Kazachstania africana CBS 2517, 906 nucleotides. It is a transcript of the gene GGC1, whose product is annotated as Ggc1p. The record is from RefSeq and is a predicted model, not a curated record. Bases 1 to 906 code for a protein of 301 amino acids. NCBI's taxonomy places the organism in Eukaryota, Fungi, Ascomycota, Saccharomycetes, Saccharomycetales, Saccharomycetaceae. The transcript has a single exon. Gene Ontology annotation, cellular component: mitochondrion. Gene Ontology annotation, molecular function: guanine nucleotide transmembrane transporter activity.
AUGGCUACUGACGAUAGAAAGCAAAGUGGUACUGCAAGAUUGUUAGGUUCUGCGUCUGCAGGUAUCCUAGAAAUCGGUGUAUUCCACCCCGUGGACACCAUAUCAAAAAGAUUAAUGUCGAAUCAUACAAAAGUUACAAAUCUAUCUAAAUUAAACUCAGUUAUAUUCCGUGAAUAUGCAGAUAUCAAUUUCAUGAAAAGAGUUUUCACUUUGUUUCCUGGAUUAGGGUACGCUGCUUCAUACAAAGUGUUACAACGUGUCUAUAAAUAUGGUGGUCAACCGUUUGUCAAUGAAUAUUUGAAUAGGAACUUUGAAAACGACUUCAAUGCUGCAUUUGGACAAAAGACCGGUAAGGCCAUGAGAUCCGCAACUGCGGGUUCUCUCAUUGGUAUUGGUGAAAUUGUUUUAUUACCUUUGGAUGUGCUUAAGAUUAAGAGACAAACCAAUCCAGAUGCUUUCAAAGGAAGAAAUUUCGUUAAGAUUCUAAAAGAAGAAGGCUUGGGUAACUUGUAUAAAGGAUGGGGCUGGACUGCUGCAAGAAAUGCACCUGGUUCAUUCGCUUUGUUCGGUGGUAAUGCUUUUGCUAAGGAAUAUGUCUUAGGUUUGAAGGACUACACACAAGCUACAUGGACGCAAAAUUUUAUCUCAUCGAUCUUUGGCGCAUCAGCAUCAUUAAUUAUCUCUGCACCAUUAGAUGUCAUCAAGACAAGAAUUCAAAAUAAAAAUUUCAAUAGUAGUGAAAGUGGAUGGAAAAUUGUACAAAAUACGCUCAAAUCAGAAGGAAUAACAGCAUUCUUCAAAGGAUUGACCCCCAAGCUAUUAAUCACAGGACCCAAGCUAGUCUUUUCGUUUGCAGUGGCUCAGUCAUUAAUUCCAAAAUUUGAUGAGCUGCUACAGAAAAAGUAG